Molecule: messenger RNA, 779 nt
Organism: Xenia sp. Carnegie-2017
Lineage: Eukaryota; Metazoa; Cnidaria; Anthozoa; Malacalcyonacea; Xeniidae
Exons: 3
Molecular function (GO): oxidoreductase activity
Source: RefSeq, a predicted model, not a curated record
CCCUGGUGUUGGGUUGGGAAACGUCAUUUGGAAGAAGCAAUACAUAACUUAUCAGAAGACGUUUCCUUUCAAAUUAAUUGGUGUCCCUUCUUUCUCAACCCUGACACAACAGAUGAAGGUAUUCCAGUGCUUGACUAUCUAGCAAGAAAAUAUGGUCGACAGGCAGCAGAAGCUGCACGCACGGGCACAAGUUCUCUAGCACAGCUUGGGGAGAAAAUGGGUUUAAAAUUUAAUAUGAACAGAAUGAUAGUGAACACACUCAAGUCUCAUUGCCUUCUUGAUUAUGCUAAAACAAUUGGCAAACAAAAUGAACUUGCAGAAGUUCUUUUCAACAACUAUUUUCGUCAUGCCAAAAGAAUAGAUAAGUUCAAUGUUCUCCGGGAAGCUACUGAAGCAUGCAAUAUUGAUUGGUCAGCAGCAUCAAAUCAUAUGACAAAGGAUGAUGUUGUGCAACACGUGAAACAAGAGGCUGCCACUGCAAGGGAAAGUGGCAUUCACAGUGUACCACACUAUCAAAUAUAUCUUAAGUCCAAUCCGGAGAAUGUCAUACAAUUUUCAGGAGCUCAGCCGGCAGCAACAAUGUUAAGUGUCAUAAAGAAAGUGCUGCCAUUUAAAAAGUCCAAGGUUUAAGAUUUCAUUUAUUUACUACAUGCUUAUGUUUUAAUGAAAACUUGUUUUGUAAAACUUUCAAUCAAGUUCGAUGACAUGUAAACAUAAUAUUUAGUUUCCUUAAUGUUUUUGAAUAAAUAAAAGAUGUUUAUGACACAUGUCACUACCUA